UGUGGCUGGUUGCUGGGAGACGAAUUUAAUCCAUGUUGCUGAGUCGAAUGGCAGAAUGUAUAUAAAAUAGCGCUAAUCCCCCUCAGAAAUUUAGCUAAAUUUAGCCUUAUAAGUAAGAUAAUACGAUAUUACUGACAGUUUUUAUCCAAUGCAAUAAUGAAAUUGAGGGCCAAAUGCCUGCUUGUUGGUGAUGCCGCUGUGGGAAAAAGCUCUCUCAUCUGCAGUGAUGGAACUCUGAAGAACUAUAGUAUGACAACAGGAGUGGAGCUGGUGGUGAAGUGUAUCAACAUCCCAGAAACUCCACACAGCGUGGAGUUCUACAUCUUUGACUCUGCAGGGAAGGAGGCCCUCGUGGAUGCCUGUGAAAAACUGUGGGGUGAACCUUCCCUGUUUUGCCUCGUUUUUGAUUUGACCAAUGAGCAGUCAUUUGUCAACUGCGGCCGUUGGUUGGAAAGAAUCCGCCGACACUGCAGAGGUUUUCGUGUUCCAGGUGUCCUGUUAGGCAACAAGUCAGAUCUGUCCGGUAGGAGGGAAGUACAGGCAUCUGUUGCCAAGGAAUGGGCCCAGAGCCAGGGCCUGGAGUACCAUGAGACAUCAGCUAAGGAAAUGGACAGCUCUGACGCACCACUCCUCAGUUUAGCUCGAGCCUACUACUCCCUCUACCAGGAGGACUGCGUGGCAGCCAAAAACCUGACUUUGGGAUAGACCUUUUUCCAGUCAAACAUGAACAUAACGUAGGAUUUUUUUAUGUUUGUUGUGGAACCUAUAAUUAAUGAAAUAUAAGAACCUACAAUGCAACGAAAAACAAAAAUGAUCACUGUCUGAUAAGCAGCUCUAAACAUGUUUUUUUUUUAUCUCUUAAUUUGUUUGAUAUAAAUGUAUGAAUGGGUUUAUGUACUGAGGCCUCACAGAGAAAAAAAACCCUGGUUCAAAUAAAUCCCAGCAGAGGUCUUUCAAAGUGGAGUUUACUUGUUCUCCCCGUGCGUGUGUAGGUUGUUUUCAUACACUGAGGUUGGCUGGUAACACAAUUUUCCCUUAAAGGGCCUGUAUCAUGGAAAAUCGACAUUUUGAGUGUAUUGUAAAGCGCUAUUUUGAUGCAUUCACGCACAAUCCUCUAAAACCCUGCUCUCUGAGCACCAGCCCCUCCCAAUCCACAAAAGCUAGUGGGUUCUCAAAUGCUGACGUAGAUAAGUAAGGAACACCCUCUUCCAGGAGGAGUCUGUGCCGCAAGUGGCGCCCCCAGGCUAACGCACACACCAGCUGUCUCUGCGGCGCUAGCGGGGAUCGGGUAAACGCUUUCCUUUAAUAUACACAUCCAUCUUUGCGAAAGUUCCGAUGUUUGUUUUUGUGAGCGAAACACAGACACGCAGCUGAAGGCGGCUUUAGGGUGACGUCAUGAAAUGGGCGGCACCCACAAGGAGCAAAAGGAGGUGCCUCAGAGAUGGAGUCGUCUUACAUCUAGGUAGGAAGUGAGCUUGCAAAAA
Oryzias latipes (Japanese medaka) is the source of this 1484-nucleotide messenger RNA. It is a transcript of the gene ift27, whose product is annotated as intraflagellar transport 27 homolog (Chlamydomonas). The record is from RefSeq and is a predicted model, not a curated record. Gene Ontology annotation, molecular function: GTP binding; GTPase activity. Lineage: Eukaryota; Metazoa; Chordata; Actinopteri; Beloniformes; Adrianichthyidae.